Molecule: messenger RNA, 1182 nt
Organism: Leptosia nina
Lineage: Eukaryota; Metazoa; Arthropoda; Insecta; Lepidoptera; Pieridae
Source: the annotation of a GenBank genome assembly
AUGUUAAGGACACUUUUUUACAUGUAUGAAUUUAAAAAGGAACUGAUCGUCUGUUUAUCUCUGUCGGUCCUCUAUGUUACCUACUAUUUCCUGGAAGUCGUCAAGAAACCACUCUUAAUAUGUGGUAAAGGAGAAUUUCGUCAACUCUUGGAAGAAAAAGUACCUGUUCUAAAUGAGGCCUUCUGGCCUACGCCGUGGUGCAUAGAAUCACGUUUGCAGACAGUGGUAGCAUCUUUAUUGCGCUCAUGGAUACUACCUUCACUAACAUAUACCCGAGAAAUUUUACCACUUGCUGAUGGAGGUCAGGUAGCACUGGAUUGGAUGGAUGAUAAAGUGGUUGAAGAUAAUGAACCUGGGGAAAUAAUCAUGGUUAUACCAGGGUUAACGGGGGGUGCACACGCAGACUAUGUGCGGUGUGUAGCAGCUGCUGCCAGACAUCUUGGUGCUCGCUGUGUUGUCUUUAACAAUAGGGGGCUUGGUGGCCUACCACUUACUACACCCAAACUUUACUGUGCCUUGUCACAUGAAGAUUUAGCAGAGGCAGUGGAUGCAGUUAAGAAAAGAGCAAAGGGAGGAAGAGUGGUGGCAGUAGGUAUCUCACUUGGUGGGCUUAUUCUUGGCCAUUACCUUGCAACACGGGGUAAUCAGGCAAGUUUGUAUGCUGCAUUGAUCAUAUCAGCACCAUUGGAUGUGGAACGUGCGUCUGAAUGCAUGGAGCAACGUCCACUUAAUGCCCUUUUGUCAUGGCAUAUGGCGUGCAGUCUACGGCGUACUGUACGUGCACACUCAACUCUAACAGUUGAGAGUGAAGCUGUUGAAGCUAGUCGUUCUGUACGUGCAUUUGACGCAGCCUUUACGGCUAAACACUUUGGUUUCGAAUCAGUCGACCAUUACUACCGUGCAGCGACUUUACGAGGCAAGCUAAGGAAUGUGCGCAUUCCUGUAUUAUGUUUAUGUGCAGCGGACGACCCAUUCCAACCCUUGGCAGCUUUACCAUGUGCAGAUGCAAAAGAGCACUCGUUGUUGGCGAUCGCUGUACCAGCUCGCGGUGGUCAUAUAGGAUUCAUGGAAGGCUGGUGGCCUACUCGCGAGCCUCUGUCACAAUAUUUAUCUCGUGUGGUUGUGCAGUAUUUCUCGGCGUUACUCAGUAGUUCCAAUACUUUAAAAUUAGCCACCCACUGA